AUGUCCAAGAUCGUUGCGAGGGUUAUACACUUACCCAUUGAGGACGAGGCGGCUUGGGAAGAUGAGGAAGUCGAUGCCGGCGCUUUCGAGCUUGAGCUCGGAACUGUGGAGCUAGGAGCCGGAGACGAAAACGGUACGGCUGACGAGCUAGUGCUGGGAGAGGAGCUCGACGAGGGUAACGACGAAGAUGACAGUGAUGGGACGCUCGACGAGCUAGGCGUGGCAGCAAAGCUUGGUGCGGCGGAGGAGCUUGGUGCUGCUGAUGAACUUGGCGUUGUCGACGAAGAAGGCGGGGCGGACGAGGAGCUAACUGGGGAGAACACCGGAGCGGAAGACGAAGGGGCAGCGGAUGAGCUAGGCGCAGCAGAAGAUGACGAGGGGCCUGCCGAGGAGCUCGGUGCGGAGGAGGAUAACGGGUCGCGUGACGAGCUCGGAGCGACUGAUGAUGACAGAGGUGCUGAGGAGCUCGCUCGUGAUGACGAAGAAAGCGGUGCUGAGGAGAUUGGAGAGGUCGAUGAUGACGGCGGUGCCGAAGCGCUCACUGGUAGUGACGAAGACAGCGGUAUCGAGGAGCUUGGAGCGCCUGGUGAUGACAGAGGUGCCGAAGAGCUGGCCGGUCGGGAUGACGAUACAGGAGCUGACGAGCUGGGUACGGCUGACGAUGACGGAGUGGCCGAAGAGCUGGCUGGUUGUGACGAGAAAAUUGGUGCCGACGAGCUAGGCGCGGCAGACGAAGAGCGAAGUCCCGAAGAACUCGGUGCAGAAGAGUUCGCUGCAGAAGAGCUCAACACGGCGGAGAACACAGGUCCGGUCGAUAGAUUGGGCAAGGAUGAGGACGCAGAAGCGGAUCCGGUGGUGAUGGUUGUGACGUAG
Messenger RNA from Baudoinia panamericana UAMH 10762, 873 nucleotides. RefSeq lists its product as uncharacterized. The record is from RefSeq and is a predicted model, not a curated record. The transcript is spliced from 2 exons. Lineage: Eukaryota; Fungi; Ascomycota; Dothideomycetes; Mycosphaerellales; Teratosphaeriaceae. The coding region runs from base 1 to 873 and encodes 290 amino acids.